Gongylonema pulchrum is the source of this 198-nucleotide messenger RNA. Lineage: Eukaryota; Metazoa; Nematoda; Chromadorea; Rhabditida; Gongylonematidae. The record is from the annotation of a GenBank genome assembly.
AUGGAAUCGAGUGGCAAAGGAGUUGUGGUCUUUGGUGAAAAUGGUGGUUUUUGGCUGAUACACAGUGUACCAAAGUUCCCGCGCAACGAUACUUAUGAAUAUCCUGCUACGGGACAUCAUUAUGGACAAAUGGGACUGUGCAUCUCAAUGGCUUACUCGGAACUCAAGAAAAUUGGUAAAUUUUUUGAUCAUCUAUAG